Molecule: messenger RNA, 1407 nt
Organism: Dreissena polymorpha
Lineage: Eukaryota; Metazoa; Mollusca; Bivalvia; Myida; Dreissenidae
Exons: 2
Coding region: 1-942 (313 amino acids)
Source: RefSeq, a predicted model, not a curated record
AUGGAGUACUUUGAGAAGCAGGCAUUGGAAACUGCCAGGAACCCACUGUCCCUCUGGCUGAGGUACGUGGUUGACACCAUGACAAAAAUCCAUGAAUACGAUAUCCAAGAAUUCACGGACCACAUCAACUCUAUUGACGAACAUAUUAAGUUCACUUCAGAAGAGGAGGAAGAAGGCCGUAUUCCGUUCCUUGACACAUGUGUUCACGUGGCAGAUGAUGGGUCGACGAAAACCACAGUUUACAGGAAACCGACACACACCGACCAAUAUCUGAACUUUCAGUCCAACCACCACCUUGAACACAAACGCUCGGUUGUACGCACCCUACUCCACAGAGCUAAAACCCUUAAAUCAGAAGAAAACGACCAAAAGAAGGAAAUCGAACAUGUGAAAUCCGCUUUAAGAACUAACGGACUACCGAAAAGGAAAGAAAAAGUAAUAGUCAAAGAUAAGGGAACACAAAAGAGACCGAUGGCAGGCAUACCUUACAUCAGGGGCACUUCAGAAGUAUUGGCUAGAGUAUUCAGAAAACAUGGAGCCGACAUCUUCCACAAACCUUUCAAUUCCAUCAGACAGAAUCUCAGCAAAGUUAAAGACAAAACAGACAAAAUGAAGAAAUGUGGUGUCAUAUAUCAUAUCCAAUGUGAGGAUUGUGAAAAUGACUAUGUUGGUGAAACAGCAAGACAAAUAGACACUAGAUUGAAAGAACACCUUACACGAACUUCUUCUGCCAUAUAUGACCAUUGUAAACAAACUGGACACAAGAUCAACCCUAACAACACCAAAGUACUCACUUCCGAAGAACAUCUAUGGAAACGCAAAGUGAAAGAAGCAAUUGAGAUCAAACAGCGGCGGCCAUCACUUAACAGGGACGAGGGACUCGAGCUACCCCGGGUGUUUGACAGUCUCCUCGUAUCACGUGACCCUUCACCGGUCAUGUGAUUGUGACGUCAGUGAAUAAGUGAUCAGCUGAUGAAGAUGUGAUAUCUUCGAAAAUUCCAAGGUAAAUAAACCGGCUCUGAGUCCAAGAAUCUACUCAAGAAUGCAUCAACCAGAGCAGAGAAACCUACAUGAAGUUACGACACGUUUAAACGCGCGGGGGCUGGAAAUGAUCAUUCAAAGGCUGCCUGAUUAUAGGACCUCCUGGCUGGCAAUAAAUAGGAAGUUAUAAUUUUAGGAAGGACUGUAGUCAUAUGUGAGACAUAUUUUUACAUGAAAAAACCUUCACCAGGAAGAACUUUGACCUGUAUGCAUGUACUCAUAAAAACUCAAAGCUUUUAAAAAGAACAAUAUAGUGGACACUGGGUCAAUCCCAACUGUGGAGCGCUCAUAAGAUACUUGGUAGUGGUUCUACCCAGGACCUGGACUCGAGACCGUUACCAGGGCCCUUUCUUGUAAUGUAGCCAG